Molecule: messenger RNA, 7755 nt
Organism: Nycticebus coucang (slow loris)
Lineage: Eukaryota; Metazoa; Chordata; Mammalia; Primates; Lorisidae
Gene: DLG5
Product: discs large MAGUK scaffold protein 5
Exons: 33
Coding region: 227-6064 (1945 amino acids)
Biological process (GO): regulation of apoptotic process
Molecular function (GO): protein binding
Source: RefSeq, a predicted model, not a curated record
GCUGCAGCCAACAUGGCUGCGCUCCGGAGCCCGGGAGGCGGCCGCUGCUGAGCGCCACCCGCCGCCCCGGGCCCCCAGCCCGCCCAGGCUCCGGCCCAUGGCCCCUGCCGCCUCGCGGUUCCCGGCGCGCUAGGGCUGCAGCCGAGGCGCUCGCCCGCCCGCCCGCCCGCCGGCGUUGGGGGGCCUGGGAGCCGACAGGCGGGGCGGGGCGGCGUGGCCCGCCACCAUGGAGCCCCAGCGCCGGGAACUGCUCGCCCAGUGUCAGCAAAGCCUGGCCCAGGCCAUGACGGAGGUGGAAGCCGUGCUCGGGCUGCUCGAGGCCGCGGGAGCGCUGAGCCCCGGCGAGCGGCGGCAGCUGGACGAGGAGGCAGGAGGCGCCAAGGCGGAGCUGCUGCUCAAGCUGCUUCUGGCCAAGGAGCGGGACCACUUCCAGGACCUGCGGGCGGCGCUGGAGAAGACGCAGCCUCACCUGCUGCCCAUUCUCUACCUGAACGGCGUCGUCGGGCCGCCGCAGCCCGCCGAGGGCGCCGGCUCCACCUAUAGCGUCCUGUCCACCAUGCCCUCAGACUCCGAGAGCAGCAGCUCCCUCAGCAGCGUGGGCACCCCCGGGAAAGCACCGUCCCCACCGCCCCUCCUUCCUGACCAGCAGGUGAAUGAGAAGGUGGAGAGCCUCUCCCUCCAGCUGCGGCUGAUGACUCGAGAGAGGAAUGAGCUGCGCAAGCGCCUGGCUGUUGCGACACACGGGACGGCCUUUGAUAAAAGGCCCUACCACAGGCUGAAUCUUGACUACGAGAGGCUGCAGAUCCAGUGCUCUCGGGCCAUGUCGGACCUGCAGAGCCUGCAGAGCCAGCACACCAAUGCGCUGAAGAGGUGCGAGGAGGUGGCCAAGGAGACCGACUUUUACCACACGCUGCACAGCCGGCUCCUGAGUGCCCAGACCCAGCUGAAGGAUGAUGUGGACAUGCUGAGGCGGGAGAACGGACAGCUGCUGCGGGAGCGGAACCUGCUGCAGCAGUCCUGGGAGGACAUGAAGCGGCUCCACGAGGAGGACCAGAAGGAGAUUGGUGACCUCCGGGCCCAGCAACAGCAGGUGUUAAAGCACAACGGGUCAUCUGAGAUUCUCAACAAGCUGUACGACACGGCCAUGGACAAGCUAGAAGUGGUUAAGAAGGACUAUGACGCCCUGCGGAAGCGGUACAGUGAAAAGGUAGCCAUCCACAACUCGGACCUGAGCCGCCUGGAGCAGCUGGGGGAGGAGAACCAGAGGCUGGUGAAGCAGACGGAAAUGCUGACCCAGCAGAGGGACACGGCCAUCCAGCUGCAGCACCAGUGUGCCCUGUCCCUGCGGAGGUUUGAGGCAAUCCACCAUGAGCUUAACAAGGCCACAGCCCAGAACAAGGAUCUGCAGUGGGAGAUGGAGCUACUGCAAUCAGAGCUGACAGAGCUGAGGACCACACAGGUGAAGACAGCGAAGGAGUCAGAGAAGUACCGGGAGGAGCGAGACGCCGUGUACAGCGAGUACAAGCUCAUCAUGAGCGAGCGCGACCAGGUCAUCUCUGAGCUGGAUAAGCUACAGACUGAGGUGGAGCUGGCCGAGUCCAAGCUCAAGAGCAGCACGUCUGAGAAGAAGGCGGCCAACAAGGAGAUGGAGGCGCUGCGGCAGAUCAAAGACUCAGUGACAAUGGAUGCCGGGAGAGCCAACAAGGAGGUUGAAAUUCUUCGAAAGCAGUGUAAGGCUCUGUGCCAAGAGCUGAAGGAAGCCCUCCAGGAGGCGGAUGUGGCCAAGUGCCGGCGUGACUGGGCCUUCCAAGAGCGAGACAAAAUCGUGGCAGAACGUGACAGCAUCCGGACACUGUGCGAUAACCUGCGGCGGGAGCGGGACCGGGCAGUGAGUGAGCUGGCCGAGGCCCUGCGCAGCCUGGAUGAUACUCGCAAGCAGAAGAACGAAACCAGCCGGGAGCUUAAGGAGCUCAAGGAGCAGAUGGAGUCCCAGCUGGGAAAGGAGGCACGGUUCCGGCAGCUGAUGGCCCACAGCUCCCACGACUCGGCCAUUGACACAGACUCCAUGGAGUGGGAAACGGAAGUUGUAGAGUUUGAAAGGGAGACGGAGAUUGACUUGAAGGCGCUGGGGUUUGAGAUGGCAGAAGGUGUGAAUGAGCCUUGUUUUCCCGGGGACUGUGGUAUAUUUGUCACUAAAGUAGACAAAGGAAGCAUUGCUGAUGGCCGCUUAAGGGUUAACGACUGGCUGCUGAGAAUCAAUGACGUGGAUCUCAUCAACAAGGACAAGAAGCAGGCCAUCAAGGCUCUGCUCAACGGAGAGGGGGCCAUCAACAUGGUUGUGCGGCGGAGGAAGUCUCUGGGUGGGAAGGUGGUGACACCGCUGCACAUCAACCUCAGUGGACAGAAAGACAGUGGCAUCAGUCUGGAGAAUGGAGUGUAUGCUGCCGCUGUGGUGCCUGGAAGCCCUGCCGCCAAAGAAGGGUCUCUUGCCGUGGGAGACAGGAUUGUGGCGAUCAAUGGCAUUGCACUGGACAACAAGUCUCUGAACGAAUGUGAAUCUUUGCUGCGCAGCUGCCAGGGCGCUGUGACCCUCUCCCUGCUGAAGGUGUUCCCUCAGAGUCCCUCAUGGAGUGGCCAGAACAUCUUUGAGAAUAUCAAAGACUCUGAUAAGAUGUUGAGUUUCCGAGCCCAGGGCCCAGAGGUCCAGGCUCACAGUAAGCGGAACUUGACACAGCACAAUAGCUCCACGCAGACGGAUGUCUUCCUCGAGGAUGGACUGGAGGACAGGAAGGAGCCAGGGACCCCAGGAGGCAGCAGCUCCUUUCUGCACAAGCCAUUCCCUGGGGGGCCCUUUCAGGUCUCCCCACAGGCCUGUCCCAGUGCCUCUGAGCGUAGCCUGAGCUCCUUCCGCUCAGAUGCCUCUGGGGAGCGUGGCUGUGGGCUGGUGGACAUGCAUGGCCGGCGGCCCCUGCUGCCCUUUGAAACAGAGGUGGGGCCUUGUGGGGUAGGGGAGACCUCCCUAGAUAAGGCAGACCCUGAGGGCUCCAACAGUGGUGGAACCUGGCCCAAGGCCAUGCUGAGCUCCACAUCAGGGCCUGAGAAGCUCUCUGUUUAUAAGAAGCCAAAGCAAAGAAAGUCUAUCUUUGACCCUAACACUUUCAAACGCCCCCAGACACCCCCUAAAAUAGACUAUCUGCUCCCAGGCCCUGGGCCUUCUCACUCCCCCCAGCCCUCCAAGAGGAUGGGGCCUCUGACACCCCCCAAACCUCCCAGGAGGAGUGACUCCAUUAAGUUCCAGCACAGGCUAGAAACUAGUUCAGAGUCAGAGACCACUCUGGUGGGCAGCUCCCCGUCCACCAGUCCCCCGAGCGCCCCGCCUCCCGACGUGGACCCUGGGGAGGCUAUGCACGCAUCACCCCCUCGCAAGGCCAGGGUCCGCAUUGCUUCCAGCUACUACCCUGAAGGGGAUGGAGACACCUCCUCCUUACCAGCAAAGAAGUCCUGCGAGGAAGACCUCACCUCCCAGAAGGCUGACGAGCUGGGGCAGAAACGGCGCCGGCCAAAGUCUGCUCCUGGUUUUCGGCCUAAGCUUGCUCCAGUAGUGAUUCCUGCCCAGUUCCUGGAGGAACAGAAGUGUGCCCCGGCUAGUGCAGAACUCUCGCCGGAGCUGCCGGAAUGGGCGCCUUACUCUCCAGGGCAUUCCAGCCGGCACAGCAACCCACCCCUGUACCCCAGUAGGCCCUCUGUGGGCACCAUUCCCCGGAGUCUGACCCCCAGCACCACUGUGAGCUCCAUCCUGCGGAACCCUAUCUACACUGUGCGCAGCCACAAGGUCGGCCCCUGCAACUCUCCACCUGUGCCCCGAGAUAUCGGCCCCCAGGGUUUGCUUCCCAGCCAGCACCAGGGACGCCUGAGCCUGGAUCUGAGCCACAGAGCUUGCAGUGACUACUCUGAGAUGAGAGCCACCCAUGGGUCCAACUCCCUACCCUCCAGCGCCCGCCUUGGAUCUUCAGGGAACUUGCAGUUCAAGGCGGAGCGCAUUAAAAUCCCUUCCACACCGAGAUACCCCCGUUCUGUUGUGGGCUCUGACAGAGGUUCGGUGUCACAUUCUGAAUGCAGUACCCCUCCACAGUCACCCUUAAACAUUGACACCCUGUCCUCGUGCAGCCAGUCCCAGACCUCAGCCUCGACGUUGCCUAGGAUCGCCAUCAACCCUGCAUCCCUUGGGGAGCGGAGAAAGGACAAAUGUCUCUGUCACCACAGAUCUCUUCUGAGGUUGCCGGUGGCCACCAGGCACAGGUCCUCCUCCCUGAGGAGUCUGAGGCCUUAUGUGGAGGAGCCGCGGCACGUGAAGGUGCAGAAGGGCUCGGAACCUCUGGGCAUCUCUAUCGUGAGUGGAGAGAAGGGUGGCAUUUACGUCUCCAAGGUGACCGUGGGGAGCAUCGCGCACCAAGCUGGCCUUGAGUACGGAGAUCAGUUGCUGGAGUUCAAUGGCAUAAACCUGCGGAGUGCCACGGAGCAGCAGGCCCGGCUCAUCAUUGGGCAGCAGUGUGACACCAUCACCAUCCUGGCCCAGUACAACCCCCACAUGCACCAGCUCAGCAGCCACUCCCGGUCCAGUUCCCACCUGGACCCUGCUGGCACCCACUCCACUUUCCAGGGCAGUGGGGCCACCACCCCAGAGCAACUCUCUGCCAUCGACCCGCUGACGAAGCAGGACGAGGGCGCUGGCACCCUCCCAGCCAAGCAGAGCACCCCCAGCUCCAGGACUGUGGGAGACACCAACAAGAAGGCCCUGGAGCCCCGCGUUGUCUUCAUCAAGAAGUCUCAGCUGGAGCUUGGGGUUCACUUGUGUGGUGGGAACCUGCACGGGGUUUUUGUGGCUGAGUUGGAGGAUGAUAGUCCUGCCAAGGGUCCCGAUGGCCUCAUGCCAGGAGACCUCAUCCUUGAGUAUGGCAGUCUGGAUGUGCGGAACAAGACAGCGGAGGAGGUCUAUGUGGAGAUGCUAAAGCCUAAGGACAGCAUCCGCCUGAAGGUGCAGUACCGCCCCGAGGAGUUCACCAAGGUCAAGGGCCUACCUGGUGACAGCUUCUACAUCAGGGCCUUGUAUGACCGGCUGGCAGAGGUGGAGCAUGAGCUAAGCUUUAAGAAGGAUGACAUCCUCUAUGUGGAUGACACCUUGCCCCAGGGCACAUUUGGGUCCUGGAUGGCUUGGCAGCUGGACGAGAACGCCCGGAAGAUCCAGCACGGGCAGAUUCCCAGCAAAUACAUGAUGGAUCAGGAAUUCUCCAGGAGGCUCAGCACGUCUGAGGUCAAAGAUGACAGUAGUGCCACAAAGACACUGUCCGCAGCUGCACGCCGAUCAUUUUUUCGAAGGAAACAUAAGCACAAACGCAGUGGGUCCAAAGAUGGGAAAGACCUCCUUGCCUUGGACACCUUUUCCAGUGACUCCAUUCCACUCUUUGAAGAUUCAGUGAGCUUGGCCUAUCAGCGGGUCCAGAAGGUAGACUGUACCUCUCUGAGGCCAGUCCUGAUUCUGGGACCUUUACUGGAUGUGGUGAAGGAGAUGCUGGUGAACGAGGCUCCUGGCCAGUUCUGCAGAUGUCCUCUUGAGGUGAUGAAGGCCUCCCAGCAGGCCAUUGAGCGAGGCGUCAAAGACUGCCUGUUUGUUGACUACAAGCGGAGGAGCGGCCAUUUCGACGUGACCACGGUGGCUUCCAUCAAGGAGAUUGCAGAAAAGAACCGACACUGCCUCCUGGACAUCGGCCCCCAUGCCAUCGAGCGACUGCACCACAUGCACAUCUACCCCAUCGUCAUCUUCAUCCAUUAUAAGAGUGCCAAGCACAUCAAGGAGCAGAGAGACCCCAUCUACCUGAGGGACAAAGUGACUCAGAGGCAUUCCAAAGAGCAGUUUGAGACAGCCCAGAAGAUCGAGCAGGAGUACAGCAAGUACUUCACAGGGGUCGUCCAGGGAGGAGCCCUGUCGAGCAUUUGCACUCAGAUCUUGACAGUAGUCAGUCAAGAACAAAACAAAGUCCUGUGGAUUCCAGCCUGUCCUCUCUAGGAGAACGCCAUGCUGUGAUGUGACUACAGGUGGCCCACUGGUGUAAGUGCCUGGCUCAGCUCUUUUUUAGACACCGAAAACAGAAGUCUAUCUGGAUACAGACAUGCAGAGGAGGAUCCAGAACCAGGACUGCAGAAGCACCUCCUUUGCAGACAGAGGCCAUGGCUGUCCGCGACUGGACCAGGCCAGCAGACUCUGCUCCUCUCACACGUGUGCUUUAAGACAAAACAAAACAGAAAACACAAAUGACUUUACAUAGAGGGGUCCAACACCUUUCUUUAGCCAGCUGAUCAGAGAUGCUGCAAAGAGGACCUUUCAGAUCACAAGUUUACAAGCCUUUCUAAGUAUUGGGUGGUUUAUGUUUACUUGAACGGCUCCGGGCUGCCAGUGCCCAGCCCCUGUCCCCUCUGUCAGUCCCCUGUAGCUUUGGUGUUGGCUUUGUUCUCAUCUUCAGCAAAAUGACCCUGGAACCUUGCGGGGGCCGCUUGCUUUGGGAGAGGCUCUUCUCAGUGGGACCAGAGCUUUGACACUUCUUGCUCUUCAGUGGCACCUCUUCUGGAAGGACAGUGUGACCGCAGGUGCUCAGACCGCCGGUGGCUGCAGAACCGGUGCCUUUGUGGGGCCGACUCACCAGCAGCGGCAUUUUCCUCCCACACUGGGGAAGGCGGCUUUGGCAUUCUUAGACUCGUCUCUCGGCCUCUCUCUCCUGCCUUCAAUGGCCUUGCGUUCCUUCUCCAUCUGCGUUUAUUGCUCACUCAUCAUCUCUGGUCCUUCGGAGCUGCAUAGGUUUCCAGGACACAGCUGGGCUCUGGGCAGGGUGUGAAGCCAGGGCUGAUGCAUGACAUUGCGUCCUCCUUACGUCUGUGAGUCCUGACAACCUUUAUCAGUGCAAUGAUUGCAGGGUAAUUCUUAAACUUUAUAGAGGGUGGCAGGUACAUGGGUUCUUUUUAAUAUGAAAACAUUCAUGUUUCAGACUUUGAAUUGAGAGCUUUUAGGGGAAGCAUAAUGUAAGUGUUGUCACUAUCAAAAAUCUAAAAAAUACUAGGAUCUUUUGAUCUUCGUUACAGCACUCAUGGCAUGAACCUAAUUCCAUGAGGUAUCUUUGUUUAGCGGCUUUUUUUUUUUUUUUUUUUUCUUUUUUCGCUUCUGAUGCUGGAUAUGUCUGGCUGAAGGUUUGAUGUGGUUCCUUUGUAAACUGUGCGUCCUGUUAAUAAUAGGUACUGUACUGGGCUCUGUAAGUGUCAUUGGGGUAGCAUCUAUAUUUUAAUACUGUUCCUAACAUUUCAUUUUACUAGCAAGAAAUUUCCAAUUUCAUUUUAUUCUUUGUAACUCUAGACACUAGAUUGUAGUUUAGCCAUUACUGACAUUUUUUAAAAAGGGAUAUAUUUUCUUGCACAGUUGUUCAAAAAAGAGACAAGUUUCAGUCCUCAAUGCUGUCCUUUGUUUUACAGGUACAAAUUUUCUAGCUCAGACAACUAAGAAAAACCAUAGACUGUUCUCGAGGUGUUAAGUCACAUACCCUAUGGGGCCAGGGGCUGUUUUUCUGAGUUGCGGGCAGAGUCAGACUGUGAUGGUACAGUGUGUGCAGACAGGUACUGAGCUGACAGACUGGGAUUCUCUGUACUAAAAUGUUACUUUGUAUCAAAAGUUAAACAGACUUUAGUACAACAAAUAAAGGUCAAUUUCUGUAA